Molecule: messenger RNA, 664 nt
Organism: Gossypium arboreum
Lineage: Eukaryota; Viridiplantae; Streptophyta; Magnoliopsida; Malvales; Malvaceae
Exons: 2
Coding region: 1-543 (180 amino acids)
Source: RefSeq, a predicted model, not a curated record
AUGAUCCAACCCAAUUCUGAGCAAAAAGAUAUUGUUGUUGACGCUUCUGCUAGAACUUUUGACCGAGAAGUUAAUGAAUUGGGCAAAUCAGUGCUCAUUGUUCCUGCAGGUUUUAAUAAUAAAAAUUCUCUCCAUUUUAAUCUUGCAUUUGGAGAAGUGGCAGCUGUGGCGGUGGCUAUAAAUGAAAGGCUUCUUGAUACCAACAACCAUUUGGCAGUUACUUUCGAAAGAACAUCCAACUCGAUUUUGACUGGGGUGAAGGGUGCUAAUGAAGCUACUAAUUCGGGGAAUUCUUCUAAUCUGAUUAACAGUCGAGAUAACGAUGGAAAAGUAAGGGACUCUAAGGGUGGUUGGAAGAUUAACAAAACUCUUAAGGGGCCAACUAACCAUUUCAAGGCUUUGGGGAGUUCACGGGUCUCGCUUGCAGGAUCCAUGUUGAUGGUAGCGGACUUUAUCUCCUUGAAGUUUGACAGCCAAGUUGUCAAGGAAAAAGUGACUGGAGAAAUCGAAGGCUCGAAUAGUAUUGUCCAUGGUCGACAAUAAGGUGGAAACACAAAAAUAUAUAGACUUUUUCAGCACCUUUUGAGCCCUAAUUCAUGCAGUUUCGUAGUAAAUUUUUUCGAAAUUCAAACUUUAAUUAUAAAAUAAUUAAUUUGCAUUUAAA